Messenger RNA from Prunus dulcis (almond), 665 nucleotides. RefSeq names its product protein FAR1-RELATED SEQUENCE 5-like. Lineage: Eukaryota; Viridiplantae; Streptophyta; Magnoliopsida; Rosales; Rosaceae. Gene Ontology annotation, biological process: regulation of DNA-templated transcription. The transcript is spliced from 3 exons. The record is from RefSeq and is a predicted model, not a curated record. Bases 90 to 665 code for a protein of 191 amino acids.
CUUCUAGACGGGCGUAUGGGUUUUAUGGAGAUGUUGUUGUAUUCGAUACCACAUUCAACACGAAUCGAUACGACUUGACAUUUGCACCAAUGUUGGGAGUUAAUAACCAUGGUCAGACAAUUGUCUUAGCAUGCGCAUUUUUGAGCAAGGAAACGACUGAGUCGUUUGUUUGGAUGUUUGAGGAGUUUAAGAAAGCCAUGCCAGGUGGGGAACCUAAAACGAUCAUUACAGAUCAAGAUGCGGCAAUGGCCAUAGCGAUUUCAAUAGCCUUCCCGACUACAUUUCAUCGACUUUGCAUAUGGCACAUCACAUCAAAGUUCUCUGUUAAGUUACCACAUUCUGCUUAUAAGGAGUAUUGGCGUGAAUUUCAGAAAGCCAUAUGGGAUACUGACAAUAAGGAUGAGUUUGAUGCAAAAUGGAAUAUUGUGGUUACAAAGGCUGGUUUGACUGACCAUCCAUGGCUAAGUACAAUGUCUCGACUUGCUUCAGAUGUGGUUGAGGAUGCAUUAAUGAGUGAAGAAGGAUGUGAGCUACUGUCAGAGACUCUAAAAAGUUUGCAAGUGAAGUUGAAGACAUCACCGUCGAACAAUGACGAAUCAACUCCAAUAGAUCGUAGUGACCCAUUAUUCGACGAAUUUGACAGGAUGCACGGACCAACUGAAUGA